Molecule: messenger RNA, 708 nt
Organism: Scylla paramamosain (green mud crab)
Lineage: Eukaryota; Metazoa; Arthropoda; Malacostraca; Decapoda; Portunidae
Product: proline-, glutamic acid- and leucine-rich protein 1-like
Exons: 3
Coding region: 1-708 (235 amino acids)
Source: RefSeq, a predicted model, not a curated record
AUGCAUGGGGCACGAGGGAGAGCCAGCGUGCGUGCUGCCCUGCCGUGCCCUGCCGUGCCGUGCGCUGCUGUGCGGCGGGCAGCCCAGGGCGUGGGCGCCCCGUGCCCCUGGCGGCGCGGCGAGAAGCACAGAGCUUGCCAUGGCGGGGUAGCGCCCCGCGGUGAUGGAGGGCGCGGCGCCCCCUGCCAGGCGGCGCCGGGGCAGCGCGCGCUGGUGCGGGCUGAGGUGCACCCCGCCCCCCUGCCUGAGCCCCCGGACUCGCCCCCUCACGUGCCCAACGGCCCCCUGCUGCUCAGCGACGCCCUGCUGCUGCCCCGCGGCGGAGACUCCCACGCGGGGGGCCUGCCCCCCACCCCGCCGACCAUCCUCACCACCUUCGGGCGGCCGCGCCCUCUGGACCCUCGCGUGGAGUUCCUGCGGGGGCGCCGCGCCCCCAAGAUGGUGGAGGCGCCCGCCGUUCGCGGCAGGAACGGCUUCACGCGCCCCCCGCGCCGCGUCACCUUCCUGGUGGAGGCCGUGCCCGCAGGGCGCCCCGCGCCCCCUGAGGAAGAGGAGGAAGAGGAGGAGGAGGAGGAGGAGGAGGACGAGGAGCUGCGGGAGCUGCACCACGACCACCACCACCACCACCACCACCACGAACCCCCGCCCCCACCCCGCCGCUCCCCCCGCCACGACCCAGACGCGCCGCCCCCGCGGACACAGUGGUGA